AUGCGAUCUUACACUCUUCUCGCCCUGGCCGGCCCUCUCGCCGUGAGUGCUGCUUCUGGAAGCGGUCACUCUACUCGAUACUGGGAUUGCUGCAAGCCUUCUUGCUCUUGGAGUGGAAAGGCUGCUGUCAACGCCCCUGCUUUGACUUGUGACAAGAACGACAACCCCAUCUCCAACACCAACGCCGUCAACGGUUGUGAGGGCGGUGGUUCUGCUUAUGCUUGCACCAACUACUCUCCCUGGGCUGUCAACGACGAGCUUGCCUAUGGUUUCGCUGCUACCAAGAUCUCCGGUGGCUCCGAGGCCAGCUGGUGCUGUGCUUGCUAUGCUUUGACCUUCACUACUGGCCCCGUCAAGGGCAAGAAGAUGAUCGUCCAGUCCACCAACACUGGAGGUGAUCUUGGCGACAACCACUUCGAUCUCAUGAUGCCCGGCGGUGGUGUCGGUAUCUUCGACGGCUGCACCUCUGAGUUCGGCAAGGCCCUCGGCGGUGCUCAGUACGGCGGUAUCUCCUCCCGAAGCGAGUGUGAUAGUUUCCCCGAGCUUCUCAAGGACGGCUGCCACUGGCGAUUCGACUGGUUCGAGAACGCCGACAACCCUGACUUCACCUUCGAGCAGGUCCAGUGCCCCAAGGCUCUCCUCGACAUCAGUGGAUGCAAGCGUGAUGACGACUCCAGCUUCCCUGCUUUCAAGGGUGAUACCUCGGCCAGCAAGCCCCAGGCCUCCAGCUCCGCUAAGAAGACCACAUCCGUUUCUGCUGCCGCUCAGCCCCAGAAGACCAAGGAUUCCGCUCCUGUUGUCCAGAAGUCCUCCACCAAGACUGCCACUCAGCCCGAGCCCACUAAGCCCGCUGAGAAGCCCUCCUCUACCAAGCCUGCUGUGAAGCCCGAGACCGAUAAGCCUGUCGCCACCAAGCCUGCUGCCACCAAGCCUGCUGCCACCAAGCCCGCUCAACCUGUCAACAAGCCCAAGACAACCCAGAAGGUCCGUGGAACCAAAACCCGAGGAAGCUGCCCGGCCAAGACUGACGCUACCGCCAAGGCCUCCGUUGUCCCUGCUUAUUACCAGUGUGGUGGUUCCAAGUCCGCUUAUCCCAACGGCAACCUCGCUUGCGCUACUGGAAGCAAGUGUAUCAAGCAGAACGAGUACUACUCCCAAUGCGUCCCCAACUAA
This is a messenger RNA of Fusarium tjaetaba, 1173 nucleotides long. Its product is annotated as endoglucanase type K. Bases 1 to 1173 code for a protein of 390 amino acids. The transcript is spliced from 2 exons. NCBI's taxonomy places the organism in Eukaryota, Fungi, Ascomycota, Sordariomycetes, Hypocreales, Nectriaceae. Gene Ontology annotation, cellular component: extracellular region. The record is from RefSeq and is a predicted model, not a curated record. Gene Ontology annotation, biological process: carbohydrate metabolic process. Gene Ontology annotation, molecular function: cellulose binding; cellulase activity.